Bacillus rossius redtenbacheri is the source of this 2651-nucleotide messenger RNA. RefSeq names its product caspase-1-like. The coding region runs from base 90 to 983 and encodes 297 amino acids. The transcript is spliced from 6 exons. The record is from RefSeq and is a predicted model, not a curated record. Gene Ontology annotation, biological process: positive regulation of neuron apoptotic process; apoptotic process; proteolysis. Gene Ontology annotation, cellular component: cytoplasm. Lineage: Eukaryota; Metazoa; Arthropoda; Insecta; Phasmatodea; Bacillidae.
UCUGUCCCAGAAACCCACCAUCAGUUGCGCCAGUCUCUCUGCACGGACCGCUUCUACGGCACGGCUUUAGCGCAGGCUUCCUGACGAAAAUGGAUGUCAACAGUACGCCUAGAUAUGUAUCUAGUACAGAUACCAGCGGUUUCACUAACUCAUUUAGGCGGGAGGACGCCGACGCGGAGGCAGCGGCCCCGGCGACCCCCGACCCCGGCUGCGGCAGGGACGCCGAGCGCUACCACAUGGCGCACGCGCGCCGCGGCGUCGCCCUCGUCCUGAACCACGAGCGCGUGGGCGGCAUGGAGCAGAGGAAGGGCACCGCCAAGGACUGCCAGGACCUGGUGCGCGCCCUCGAGGGCCUGGGCUUCGAGGUGGACGUGCGCCAGGACCUGUCCUGCCUCGGCGUCAAGGCCUGUCUGCGGGCAGUGGCCGCCCUGGACCACAGCGACGCCGACUGCCUGGUGGUGGCGGCGAUGACCCACGGCGACCCGGACCUGCUGUUCGCCAGCGACGGGGCGUACCCGGUGAAGGACCUGUGGCAGCCCUUCACGGCGGACAAGUGCCCCAGCCUGGCGGCCAAGCCCAAGCUCUUCUUCGUGCAGGCAUGCCGGGGCAAGAAAGUGGACGACGGUGUGCGUGUGACCCAGACGCUGGAACGCGACUCCAUUGACGGCAGCUUGACCAGCUACACAAUACCCAUACAGGCAGACAUCCUAGUGGCUUAUUCCACGGUAGAAGGCUACUACUCGUGGAGGAACCCGAGGAACGGGUCGUGGUUCAUCCAGUCGCUGUGCAAGGAGCUGCGUGUGAACGGCGCCUCGCACCAUCUGCUGACCCUGCUGACGUUCGUGUGCCGGCGCGUGGCCGUCGACUACCAGUCCGCGGUGCCCUUCAACUACGAGAUGGACCUCAAGAAGCAGGUCCCCACCAUCACCUCCACCCUCACCAGGCUCGUCUACUUCCCGAGCAAGAAGGGCCAUGCUGGCUGACCCCGGUCCUCACGCUGCACUUCCGAGGACUGCUUUCCCGUCACUUCUCUGCGCAUUUUUGCCAUGCAUAUCAUUAAUAAUAUAAAUAACAACUUAAAUACACAGAAAGACACUUAAAGUGCUGUUCCCGAAAGAGAAAUUGUAGAUUAUCCGUGAAGCCAGUAGUGGCCAUAGACUUUGCGGGGCCCUGGGCAUUUUACUAUUAUGGAGGCCCUCCCCUGGAAAAUGGGAAAAUAUGCUCUCUCAAACAACAUUAAUAACCCAACCUGUAACUUGAAUUUCGUCGGUGGUUUUGAAAAUUUAUUUUAGGCUAUUUUGAUACUCCUUCCUGAUAAAUUACCCUCAGGUCAGUUUUAUGAAUGUUUACCAUCAUAUUUCCUGCAGAAUCGCGUCAUAAUACUUGGCAAUAAAAUAUUUGUAUUGUUCUUUAUAAUACGGAAUCAUAAACUGAAAAUAUACAUUGAGCAUCAAAUUCAGUUAUAAGAAAAUACAAAUUCAAUUUUCCUUUACCCAAUAAUUUCCACGGCUUGCUCGUCCCUGGAGCCACCCCUGCGUGAAGCUGUGCAUGAGCGAGGGGAGAGACUGUCAUUAAUUCCUGUACAGACACGUAAAUAAUUUAUAGAAAGACGGUGUGCUCAAACUGAUCGUAAAACAUAAGGUUAAUUUCAGCUUUUUCUGGACGGCCAGUGGUAUGGGGUCGCUUCUGGCACAGGUAGGGACGUCCAUCCUUGCAUUGCCAAAAAGGUUUUUACUGUCACGUUUGCCAGUUUACUCCAGCUGCACUUAAGUCUUUUCUCUGCGAUAUAUUCUUGCUACCUAUGAUCAAAAACUGACUAAAUUUAUGUUUGCUGUUGAAACUGGGAGAAAAAUUCAUGUUUACCUACGCUUUUAGAUUUAUCGCUCUAUAACUUCAGAUAUUCGUAAUAUUUGUUUAAUGUAAUGGGCUCUUUUGAAAAAUACAGGGGGCUUAAAGAAAUAGAUUUCAUAGUAUCCGAUCGUUUUAGGAACACCUUUUUAACAAUUUCCACGAUGUAAUACUAUUAACUAUAUGGAGCAAUCCAUUAUUAGGUAUAAAUAAUUUUUUAUUUGCCCAAAUGUAUUAAAACAUUUUGAGCGCUAUUUUCUUAACUUUUUUUUCAUACUCAUAAUAAUAGCCUUAUUACUAAUUGAAUUAUUUAGAAAAUUACUUUGUAUUUAUAGGUAAAUAUCAUUACUAUGCAAUCAGGAUUGAAAGUUCUUAAUGGAUAGUAUUUUACAUAAAGAGGUUCGUUGUGAAGCUCUGACCUAACCUUGACCUUGCAAUAACAUGUCAGAGAGAGCGAUUUUUCUUUAUUUCAAAUAUAUUCUUAGUUGAUGAGCACCUGAUAAGUACCUAAACGGUUCAGUGAUUCUUUUGCUUUAGAAGGUCCCACGGGUGAAUGUAUAUAUUUGCAUUCAAAGCUAAGCAAAACCCUCGGUAUCCACACUGCAACGUUGCCAGGGCUUUCAGUCACCAGCAAUGAGUACUAACACCUCAACAUUAAACAUGUUUUGCAAAAUAUUGACUACUGUGAUAUUGUUAUUUUCUGUAAAAUAAUUAAUUUUGUACAUAAUUGAUUAGCCGCAUGUUCCUAUAUAGGCUAGUAGCUACUAAUUAUGAUGUUACAAUAAAACAUUGUUUAAAAAAUA